This is a messenger RNA of Rubroshorea leprosula, 2487 nucleotides long. The record is from the annotation of a GenBank genome assembly. Lineage: Eukaryota; Viridiplantae; Streptophyta; Magnoliopsida; Malvales; Dipterocarpaceae.
UUACUUUCUAUUUUUCUAGUCCCUGCUGCUACCGCAACAGCUUGUGGACAAAACUUUCCUACAUCAGAUUUGUUGUGGGGUUUUGUUCUAACUAUAAGUGUAAUGUUAACACACUUCUUAUCCGAAGGUACCUGGAUCCUUGCAACACGGUAGCGUGUAUCAUGCCCUUCAAGAAAUAGGCAAGCAUGAAGGUCUCAAAGGUCUCUACAGGGGAUUGAUUCCUAGGUUGGUGAUGUACAUGUCUCAAGGAGCAAUUUUUUUUUGCAUCAUAUGAAAUGUUCAAGAGUUUAUUCUCCCUGGAUGUGCCAAAACAAACCAUACAGCACAACAAAAACGAAGAGGAUAAUUCCACUUCCAGUACACCAUUAUCUUCGCGGUCAAGACGGCGCCUUCCAUCAUGGAUACCGGGUGUUUCUGCUGCCGAACAAGUGAGGAAGUCGGAUAAUGGAGAUAAAAACGAUACUGUCAAAGUGGAAGGACAUGUCAUUAGCCGGUCAAAGGCUAAAAGAAAGCCUGGGAAAGCUGAAUUGCCUCAAGAAAAGGAAGCUUUCGUGGCAAGUUCAGAUGAACUUUCAAAGCCUACGAAGAGAUGGAAAAGAAAGUUCAAUGGACAAGAUGCCGAAUCAGAAGGCACUGGCUCUGGAGGUAGUAAAGAUAUUGAAUUCCCAUCUCCAAUUGAUGAUGGCAGUAAACUUACAGUCAAUGUGGCUGUGAAGUACGUCAAAGCUGACAAAGAUGUGGAGAGACCAAAAUCUUCGAAUCUGGAUUGUGAACUAGAAAGGCAUUUUCCAGCGACGGCUUCUUAUAGAAAUGAGUCAGAAGGCUGUCUCAAAGACAGUAAUGGUACGCAAAGUUCACCUACUCAUGAAGCAGCAAGCAAUAACUCAACUGUAUGUCUGGCAAAUGAACACAGUUCCGUUAAUACCAGCAGAACUGGGGAUCCUGUUCAGGAUAUGCUGGAUCUGAAUGCUUUGGUUGGAAUAGUUAAGAAAGGGCAUUUACCUUCACCGUACACUGGAUGGGGGGCUCUACUCUGCAAGAACAUUCCACACUCAAUCAUCAAGUUUAGUUUUCCUUUAUGCUUUUGGAUUCCAACCCUUGCCCUUGAUCUCCCUAUUGCGUCUAUUGAACUUGUAAUUGUGGAGAUUAUCAUUGCCAAUUUAUGCAGUUCUGCAACAAUUUCCUUGAGGCUCAUCCAAGAUUUUCUCCUCCUUUUGCUUGAUGCACCAACAGUAUUUUCAGCAUCUGUUGUGGUAGAACUGCCAUUGCAUUCAGCUGAUCUUUUUGAUCCUGAUUUAUUCCUCUUUCUCUUGUUCCCAUCCAACAAAGUCCUUCCCAUUUUCACCAAAGGAGUGGUUGGAUUAUCCAUAAGUGGAGCCUCCUCUGCCAUUGCCGGCAAAGCUAUUACCUCAACAUUACAAGGCUUAUCUUUAUCUUUGUUUGGGCAGCUUCACAAUCCAACACUGUUGAAGUCUUCAGCUGCUUCUACACCUGAAAAUCUCGAGUUCAGGGCGGUGCUUCAUCACGAGGUCGCUGAUGGUGCGGCCACGGUGAAGGGGUAUAAGAAGCUGGAAGAGAUGGUGAGGCGAUUCCAGAUCCCCAGGACCAUCCUGAUCCGAGCUGGGACGCCAAAUGAACGAGCGUGUUCAGUGUCACGGACAGGCUGGGUGCCAGUAUACGUAGACCAUUUUGAUGCCGGAGUCAUGAGCAGCCUCCUUGAGCGACAACGUCAACGAGCUCAAGGCUCAAAGGGCGGGGCACCGGGUCUAGCUCCCAACGUCAAUCCCGCUUUGACGAGUGGCCACCUGUUGCACCGGGGCGCAGUUCGCAGCACCGAAGUUCUAGCUCGGCGCAGAGGCCGCGUGCCGAGCAGAGGACUGAGCCGGCACCCUCCAGCUCUAGGAGCCGCUGCUGCGCGUCCUGCUGGCGUGCAUCAAGCGCCAGCUCGCGAGGUUGCAGAGGCCGCCCCCACCUCGUCGUCUGUGGGGGGGCCAAGGAUUGCAUACCCGGAGGGCUUCAGUUACGCCCGGACAGAGUGCCAAACUGCAAUGCUACAGGGUAUGCAAAACUUUGUGCCCCCUGCCGACAGGCUACGCGCAAAGGGGCACGUUCAGCAGCAUAGAGGACAUGCUGCGCUGAUAAAGCUGAUGGAUGCGUUCAGCUAUACGGUCGCACUCUUCGAGUGCGAGCAGGGGGCCAGGGCACAGAACCACGAGCUCCAGAAAAGCUGCAAACAACUGGCCACUGAAAAAGCCAGCUUGACUGACGAGGUCAGUCGUUUGCAGAGCUCGGAGAUGGCAGACCGAGCAGCAUCAGCCGAGAGUCGAGCCGAUGAGCUGGCCCGUAAGGUUGACGAGCUGAAGGAGGAGCUCGUGAGGGCCCAAGUGGAGAAGGAAAGCGGCAUUCAGGCUGCUAAGGAGGAGCUCGGCCCUUAGGAUUUUUUGUUCUGUUUUUGUAUGUUUGUGUUAAUCAAUGAAUUUAUUUACU